Macrosteles quadrilineatus (aster leafhopper) is the source of this 2776-nucleotide messenger RNA. RefSeq names its product protein FAM114A2. The transcript has 9 exons. NCBI's taxonomy places the organism in Eukaryota, Metazoa, Arthropoda, Insecta, Hemiptera, Cicadellidae. The record is from RefSeq and is a predicted model, not a curated record. The coding region runs from base 145 to 2169 and encodes 674 amino acids.
GAAACACGCAACGUCGAACUCGAAACGAAACGUCAGAAACGUGUCAAGUCAAAAUGAUAAUAAUGUCACUGAUAUCGUCGUUUAUGUUUUAAUGAUAUGAAUUUAGUGCAUUCAUCUCGUUAAAUAGAAUUCGCGUAUCCAACCAUGAACUCAUCGGAGAGUGAAGGGGAUUUUGAAAGUGCCGAUGAAGAUCUUAAUGAUGAUGAUGAUUGUAAAAGUCAAGAAGAAAAUGAUUGUGCUAAAACAUCCACUAAUAACGAUCAUAUUGAUGUAGAAGCAAGUAAUAAAAAUGAGAAAAUUGCCUGUGAAACAAUUUCAUCAGUAAAGAUAGAUGACAAGUGUGGUAAUCUUGAUUUGAAUGAAGAACCUUUUAGGAGUGAUACUAGAGAAACAGUGCCAAAGAAUGAGGAUGAUACAGAGAAAGCAUCAAAAUCAAUCAUAUGUCAGACAUUAACUACGAGUGAAGGUGAAAAAACUGUACCUGAAGUCAGGAAGUUGGAUACAAAACUAAGUGAUAAAUCAUCAGAUUUUCAACAGGAAGAAGACAGCACAUUGUCUGAAAAAGAAAACAAUAAAAGAUCAAAUAGUCAGGAAAAGAAAAAUAAGCCAUUGAAACUUGGAACAAAGCUCCUACCAAAAGAAAAUAAAACACAAGGUAAUAAUGAUAGUGAUUCUAACACAAUAAAGAAUGUAAACAUCAAGGAGAACAUUUCCAUUUCUGAAGACGAAAACGUAAAAUCAUCACAAAAGUUUAAUUUACCCGACGAAAAGAGUUUGGGAACGAAUGACGGAUGGGAAAUUGAAGAGGAUGGAUGCAUUUCCACUUCUGAAGAACUAAACAUUGUUAAAUCAUCACAAGAGGUUCAUUUAGCCGAUGAAACUAAUUUAGAAACAGGUGAUGGAUGGGAACUUGAAGAGGAAGACGGCUUUGAAAUUCCAGCAACAUUAACUAGUAAAAAAGGUGACAUUGGGAUUGAAUACACACCAGAGCAAAUAGUUGGAAGCGAUCAAAAUGCACCAAGAGAUUUAAAAGCAGAAGAACAGAGCUGGGGUGGGUGGGGAGGCUGGGGGGUCAGCUCCCUGUUGUCUACUGCUUCUGGAACUGUAACUUCAUUCUCCAGCCAAGUAACCGCUGGACUCUCCACUGUCAUAGAGACCACAGUAGGUGCCCCAGACCCAGCUUCCCUAGCAAGGGAUCAACUCUCUCAAAGGGAUGAACAAGGAGAACCAGCUAGAAGUGAAGAUGGCUACGGAGGAUUGGGCUCGAUCAUGUCUGGAGUCAGCUUUCUCGGAAGUUCAGUGAUCAACCGAGGCCUAGACACGUUAGAGACAAUCGGCAAAAAGACCAUGGAAGUUCUUCAAGAAGGAGAUCCAGGAUUGAAAAAGAAGCGAGCUUUGCUUUUCCAAGAUGAGGACAAGCCUAUUUUGUCUCAAAUUUUGAGAGAGGCAAAAGAGAGAGCAGACAACAGUGAUAAGGAAAAGGAAGAGAAAGAAGCUGCAAGAAAAGUUCAUUAUGAAUCUCUUUUUGAUGACUUUCAAGGUAUGGUCCACUUGGAAGCGCUGGAGAUGUUGUCGACACAGAGUGAGUUGAAGUUGCAGUCUCUGAUGCAGUCGUACAGUGGACCUCAGUUGAAGGAUCUAGAGGAGACUCUGUCACAAGUGAGGGACUUGUGUGAACUAACAGAGGAGGAUGAGGAAACUGAAGCACUCACUGCACAACAGUUCGCUGACUCCAUCUCAGAGUGUUUCCUCGGUCUGAAAAUAAAGAUGACCCCAGCAAAAAUAAUAAAGGUGAAUGAAGAGAUAUGUACGAGACUACAGCAGCAGCAGUCAGCAACUGUAGUGAACGAGACGGCCAUCUUGUCUCUGGCAGAGUUGACGGCUGCGGCCAUGGAGUGCUUCCACAAGAGUGCGGAGCUGGUGAUGGCAAAGUCCAUCCACAAUACAGCGGAUGAGGCUGAUAGCUAUUUGCAAUUAACCAAGCACAUGUGUGCCAGGGUCUCGGCUGUGGCCAAUGACUUCACACAACUUUUGACCAAAAAUGACCCAAUCGCCAACAGCUCGUUGAUCACCAAUAUAUUCCUUGAGGCAUCAAACAGCUGUUCAUACAUAAAGAAUGCUUGCCAACUGUUGGUUCCCAUUCUACAAGUAGGGGCUGUAGCUUCAUGAGACCUCUUCAAUGUAAAUAUUCCUUGUUAUAAAUGAUUGUGAAAGGGCCAUUCUGUUUGGACAUUUAAAACUUUCAAGUUUCUACAACGCAAUUUUGUAUGUGUCGUGGAUUAUAGUUGAAUUCAAAGUGAUACAAAAAUGCCAAAUCAUAAUGGUCCUUUUCUAAAAGCAAGGCAAGGUGCUAAGGUAAACACAUUUGAAUUGUGGGUAAAAAAAAAAUAACUAAAAGGGUUGUUAUACAGUAUGAAAGAUAUUUUUAUUAAGUGUAGAUUGUAAGAAAAUAUCUCUUGAAAAGUACAAGGCAUAUUUAUAAAGAUUAAAAACUUGGUGGGCUGAUCUCUGUACUUUAGGCACAACUUUUUUUAUUUAAUGGUUUGUAUCAAUCAUACCUUUUUUGCUUAUGUGAUGUGGUUAGAAACAGAAUCUCAAUUAAAACCCAAAGGACCAUUGUAAAUUAAUUAUGAAGAUUGUUUGAUUGGAUCAUAAAGAUUGAUUCAAGCUCUUGCCUUGCUUGACCUACCCUACACAGCUUUUAUACAACUCUAUAUCGUGAUAUGAAUUAGUUUUGUGAUAUUUUGUGAAUAAAACCAUGCUACAUCCUAAACAA